AUGGAGUCACAAGAAAACAGUCUGCUUCAUAAUGAAGAUGAUCCUCCAGAAUCAUCAGCUGAACAACCAUCCACCUCUGUGGAAACUGCACCAGCUAUUCAAACAGAGGCAUCUUUACCUGAAGUGGAUACUUCCCCUCCACCUUAUUGUAGCAUUGCCGCAGAAGCAGCCGCACCAACAGAAAUGGAAUCGCCUAAUGAAUUUUACCCAGUGCCACCUCCGUACAGCGUAGCUACCUCUCUUCCCACUUACGAUGAGGCAGAGAAAGCUAAAGCUGCAGCAAUGGCAGCCGUUGCCGCAGAAGCAGCAGCCCACAGACACGGCCAAUUUAGGGAGUCUAGGAGUCUAUUUGAUGAAAUAUUCCUGAGUCCACCAGAGGAAGAAGAGUACCCCCCAAGAGAUGACUUCAGUGACGCAGACCAGCUCCGUGUGGGGAACGAUGGCAUUUUUAUGUUGGCUUUUUUCAUGGCAUUCAUUUUCAACUGGAUUGGAUUUUGCUUAUCAUUCUGUAUAACUAACACCAUAGCAGGAAGGUACGGUGCUAUCUGUGGGUUUGGAUUGUCUUUGAUCAAAUGGAUUCUUAUUGUUCGGUUCUCAGAUUACUUUACUGGCUAUUUCAAUGGACAGUACUGGCUUUGGUGGAUAUUUCUUGUACUUGGCCUCCUUCUAUUUUUCCGAGGUUUUGUUAAUUAUCUGAAAGUCAGAAAUAUGUCUGAGACUAUGGCAGCUGCUCAUAGAACAAGAUUUUUCUUCUUGUAUUAGAGACUGCACCAACCAGACAUUCCUUUCUCUUACCAAUGUGAACUUCCAGCCAAUCUGUUACCUUCCAAGUGAAUAGGGAAAGAUGACUACUAUAUCUGAAGCAGGAUCCUUUUUGCCGCUUAGUGAAUGACAGAGUGGUUUAUGCUUAAGUGCCAGUUCUGUUCAUUCUAGUAAAUAUUUAUAUUAAGCAUUGCCUUUUGUCUUGCACAUAUAUACAUAAAUAUAUGUGCUAAUCAGCAAGAACUUUAAAAAGAAUAAAGUCCAUGCAUAUAGUCUGCUAAGCAGCUGAAUACAGUUAGACUUAACUAAAUCGUGUUUGAAUCUGGAAUAUUUUUAAGGGGUAACCGUUUUUCACAGUAUUAUGUACUAUCCAUUUGUUGGUCUAAUGGUUUGUUGGAUGCAGACAACUUGUACGAAAUGGUAAACUGUUCGGGACUCUUCUGGGAUGUACAUUACAUAAAUCCAUUUAUGCACAUGGAACAUUUUUAUCAUACAAUUUGUAGCUCUAUAAAUCCAUGUUGAAAAGCUUUCUACUGAGGGUUGAACAAGGUUGUCCCAGUACACCUUUUUUGUAGUGGUUCAAUUGUAUAAACUAGCCUCUUCAUAGAUGUUGGCAAUAGGAUGGCGUAAGGUAUAUUGGACUUUUAAAUCACUGCCAUUUUGAAAUCCGGUAGGAGCUGAUUCUUGAAGAAAGCGUUAAGCUACAGAUAUUGUACAGUUUAAUAAAUACUGGUUUGGUUCUUGUGUUAUGAGAACACAGUGGUUGCUGCUGUCCUGCGACCAUCUUACAUAAUGCAGGAAACCAGAGAACAAAUAGAAGUGAAAUCACAAGGGAGUGACUGCAUCUGAUUCAGUCUCAUUCAGUUUGAGAAAAGUUCUAUUCUUUAGUUCUUCCCACACUAUUUAUGCAUUUUUGCCUUGACAGAGAAACAUGGGCUUAAGCCCCAUUGGAAUACUAGCUGUUCAGGUUACAGAUAUUUGGGGGAAAGAGGUAUGCAGAUUACAGCUCUUCUCAUAAAUUGAGCUGCAUAUGGGUAAUUCAGCCAGAUAAUUUGAUUAAUAUAAGCCCCCACAAGAAAGCUUUAAACAUACAUCUAUAAUGCUAUAAGAAUUAAUAUGUGGGUCUGAACAAGUAUAUAUUCUAAGUGCAUGACUGAAGGAUGAAUUUGGAUCCCAUUUCUGAGGAAAAAUCUAAAUUCAUUCUCAUGUUUAUCAUCUCAUUAGGUUUAGCAUAAAGAGUUGCUAGCCUGAUUCUGCAUUUUUCUUGCUAAAUAUAUCUCUGCCUUACUGUUUCCCAUCCUCCUAGUGUCAUAAUGUACAACUGAAGAAUAGGAAUGUAUGUUCUUUAAGCAUUCCAGCCAGUCUUCUUUUGGCAAAGGAAAGAUAUAAGGGAGAUCUGCACCAUUCCCAGUUGAAAGGACAAUGUAGUUUUUCAACAUGGAAUAUCAUUUUGCAUUGUAGUUAGGCUGUGUGAAGACAUUUACAUAAUUAUUUAAAGAAUAGCCCAAGCAGCUUUAAAAAGUUGUUCUGUUUUUCAUGCCAAUGAAGUUCAGCUUAGGUUAAUUCUCAAAAGGUGCUCUUUCUUUCUUUCUUUCUUUCUUUCUUUCUUUCUUUCUUUCUUUCUUUCUUUCUUUCUUUCUUCCUUCCUUCCUUCCUUCCUUCCUUCCUUCCUUCCUUCCUUCCUUCCUUUUUUUCUGAUUGCAGAAAUGUAAGCAAUUUAGUGCUUAUGAUAUUCACAUACAAUAAUGUUUCUUUUGAAUUAACAUAUAUCUAGGGCUUCAUGGGAAGGCAGUGGGAAUAAAUGUAUUUAUACCUUCCUUAAGCAUCUCUGGGACUAGCACUCUGGUAUGGAGAGAGAUGAACUCUCAUGGUUGUAACAAGACUCAUCUCUGUUUCCUGCCAAACACUAAUCACUCUGUGUUUUUGGAGUGGGAAAUGCACCUUUAUUUCUUAAUUUGAAAUCUUGCACUCUUACAUUUUCAUAUAACAUAUAGGGGAAGUAUGUGUUGCCUCCUUUAGUUCUGUAUUAACUUUUGUACCCAUUGUAUGCAUAAGGUUGACAAUUUAUAUUCUUUAAUAUUUUAGCAUUAUUUUAAAAAUGCUAGGAUUGGAGAGCAAUGCCCAUUCCUGCUUUGAAUGAAAACAAAAUUCUGUUAAAAGUUCCUAUGUAUUUUUUUUCUGAAUUCUUCAGUAUUCUUCCUUCCUUCCCAUUCCCUCCUCUGCAUAAUUUUUUUUUAAUUUUUAUUUUAUUGGGGUUUUGGAAUAAAGGCUUCCAGUUUUUACAUUAAAAAAAACUUUUCUACACCUUUUUAUGUAAACAAAAGCUGAACACUUUCUCCUUCAGUCCUUCUUGGCAAUUUCAUGUGACAAUUUUGUUUCAGUUCGAAGCAGUUACUGGAGUAAUGCAUUGGUAAAAAAGAUUUAAUGUUCUCUUACAUACCAUGUUUUCAUAUUAAAUUACACAUACACCCUAGCUAGCAAAAGAUACAGGUCUUAUAUAAAAGGAGAAUUUAGUCAUUGCCUGUAUAUAUGGAGAUAAAUCAUUUUGUGAUAAACCUUUAGGUUUAUAUGUACAGUACAGUAGUAGAACGGGAACAGUAAACAUGGCGGGAAUGUGAACAGUGAAGCAAUUUUCUAUCACUACAGUUACGUCUUCCGAUAGGCAGUUAAGAAUGCAAAAUUAUGUUCAUAUCUACUUUGCAUCCCUGAAACUGAAAUCACAUUUUUCUGUAAAAGAAUAGCUCCAGCCACUUUUUAAAGCCUAUGAGUCAUGCAGUAGUGUUGUUGGAGUUUUGAAUCUUCAAUCUGAGAGUGAAUUUAUUUUAAAGCAAAUAUAUUUAAUUUCUCAGAAAAACAAAACAAAAAACAAUACUGUACUACUAAGGCAGUAUGUUGUCUUUGCAAGAAGCAACAUAAAUGUCCAUGCUGUUUGGUAGUACUAUAAAUAAUAAUUUGCCACAAGAUUGUGUGAUUUAUGUCAAAUUUAUGAUGAUUGGAUAUUCUUUCCAACAAUUAUUUCUCUUAUGAAGGCUAAUAAAAGACAAUGGAUUUGGUUUUAGGAUAUUUUAAGAAUAGAUUUUAACAAGUUUAUUUUAAAAAUGGAUUAAAUUUAAAACAGGCAUUUAAUAGAACAGCAACAUUACACAAAUAUGUAAACCUGAUCUUUCUCUAGUUUUCAUGACUUUCAUCCAUUUGUAGAAGUGGAUGGACCAAAAUGCCUUUAGAUGCUUUAUCAUAGCUAUAGGCAGGGCCUUAAUGCCUAACCUUGAGUUCUUCAUCCAAAAUUCUCAUCUGUAUUGGAGAUUAAAAUAGCACACGUUUUAAACAGCCCAUUCAUAAAAUUUUGCUUUGCAAAUUAAAGUUCAGUUUCAGCUCAAUUCAGACAAAUGUGAAAACCAAAUUAGAUAAUUUAAACAGUUGGGGGGGGGGAAUUAACAAGGUCAAGAUAAUACACUACAAUCUUUUGAUGACUUCUGGGUGUAUUAAAUUGUUCUAGCCAUGAUGCAAAAAGUUAUCUUUUUACUUAGAGAUUAUGCUAAUAAACGUUUAAUUCUGUCUUCACAUUUGUAUUGAUCUUACAUAAAUGGAGUUUGUGGACAUGUGUAACUAGAUAUAAAUGUACUUUUUUUUUUUUUUUUUGGUAUGUAAUUGAGAACUCUAAAAAAUAAUGUCACAAUUUCCCAGGAAUUACAUGGAAUCAUCAGUUCCUUGAUUUUUGAAGUGCAUGGUUUUCUGUCUUCAGGCUGCUUCAUUUGUUUCUCUUCUCAUUUUCUCUCUGGGCCUGGAACAUGCAGUGGUUGAAAUGUAAUAAGUACUACUAAAGGAGAACAUUUAAAAGUGGUUUAUGUGUCGGAAUGUUGAUAGAAUAAGUAGAAUCAAGGGACUUUGAUUAUUUUCAGGUAUAAAAUGUACAGCUACAAAAUACAUAGCUCCUAAUAUGAAUGACAUAUUAGGAGGUACAGCUUUGUAAGAAAGGUUUAGACUAUAACAAGCUUGAAAAAUAAGUGGAAAUAAACAACUAAGGAAAACCUGGACUGAGUGACUUUUGGUACCCUCACACUAAUAAAAGCAUGUUCAGCAA
Messenger RNA from Python bivittatus (Burmese python), 4843 nucleotides. The record is from RefSeq and is a predicted model, not a curated record. Lineage: Eukaryota; Metazoa; Chordata; Lepidosauria; Squamata; Pythonidae.